Molecule: messenger RNA, 2634 nt
Organism: Centropristis striata (black sea bass)
Lineage: Eukaryota; Metazoa; Chordata; Actinopteri; Perciformes; Serranidae
Gene: tmcc2
Product: transmembrane and coiled-coil domain family 2
Exons: 5
Coding region: 260-1726 (488 amino acids)
Biological process (GO): amyloid precursor protein metabolic process
Cellular component (GO): endomembrane system
Source: RefSeq, a predicted model, not a curated record
CAGAUCAUUAGAGGGAGAGGGAGAGAGAGGGAGGCUGCAGAUAUCGAUGGCAUUAACAAUGGAGCGUUAGGAUCCAGUGAGGUGAUAGUCAGCCAUACAACGGCUGCUGGGGGUACAGAUAUUUGAGGAGGGGGGCUCCUCCUCGGUGAGCACAGAGGGAGGAGGAGGUGGAGGUGGAGGAGGAGGAGGGGGCAGGAGGAGGAGGAUGGGCCUCGAACACAGACUUGCAAUGGCACUGCAAAAAUUGGAUUAAAGCAGUAUGCUGGACAAGAGCGAGGUGGCAACUCUAGGCCUACCCUCCACCACCAGCCAUGGAGGCUCUGACAGUAACAUCAGUGCGGACGGGGCGGGGGCAUCAGCAGCAGCAGCGUCUGGGGUCAUGGCCUGCGGAGGUGCAGAGGGUUUUGGAGUUGGCGAGCCGCAGCGGACCCGUGUUGCCUUAGAGCAUCUGCAGCAAAAGAUCCUAAAGGUCACCGAGCAGAUCCGCGUGGAGCAGGAGGCCCGUGACGACAACGUUGCAGAGUACCUGAAGUUGGCCCACAACGCAGACAAACAGCAGGCGUCCAGGAUCAAGCAGGUGUUUGAGAAGAAGAACCAGAAGUCAGCACAGACCAUCGCACACUUGCACAAAAAACUAGAGCACUAUCACAAGAAGUUAAAGGAGAUAGAACAGAAUGGACCGGCCCGGCAGCCUAAGGAUGUCCUGCGGGACAUGCAGCAGGGAUUAAAGGACGUUGGGGCCAACGUUCGUGCUGGGAUAAGUGGUUUUGGAGGUGGAGUAGUUGAAGGGGUCAAAGGUGGAGUAUCGGCCCUCACUCACACAGCCGUGGUCUCCAAGCCAAGAGAGUUCGCCAGUCUGAUCAGGAACAAGUUCGGCAGUGCGGAUAACAUCGCUCACUUAAAGGACUCACUCGAGGACGGAGUCGGGGGCCACUCUGAGGACGCCCCGACACCUCGUGCACUGAGUGGAAGCGCCACUCUGGUCUCCAGCCCAAAGUACGGCAGUGACGACGAGUGCUCCAGCGCCACGUCCGGCUCCGGAGCAGGCAGUAAUUCUGGUGGUGCAGGAGGAGGAGUGGGACUGUUAGGACCAACCAUGGGGAGCCCCAGACUGGACGGGCACCACCACCACCACCAUCACAUGCACAGCUCCUGGGACUCUCUUCUUGAGGGCCUGCAGGAGAUCAAAGCCAGCCAGGCGCACAUGGAGGAUGCCAUUGAGGACAUGAAGGGUCAGCUGCAGAGUGACUACUCCUACAUGACACAGUGCCUGCAAGAAGAGAGAUACAGGUAUGAAAGACUUGAAGAACAGCUGAAUGACUUAACAGAGCUGCACCAGAACGAGAUGACGAACCUUAAACAGGAACUCGCCAGCAUGGAGGAAAAAGUCGCCUACCAGUCCUAUGAGAGAGCAAGAGACAUUCAGGAGGCGGUGGAGUCGUGCCUGACGCGCAUCACUAAGUUGGAGCUGCAGCAGCAACAGCAGCAGGUCGUCCAGUUGGAGGGAGUGGAGAACGCCAACGCUCGAGCUCUGCUGGGAAAACUCAUCAAUGUCAUCCUGGCGCUGAUGGCCGUGCUGCUGGUCUUCGUCUCCACCUUGGCCAACUUCAUCACCCCGCUGAUGAAGACCCGAGCCCGGGUGGCCGCCACGGUCCUGCUGACCUUGCUGUUGUUCAUCAUGUGGAAGCAGUGGGACUUUGUGGAGACGUGGCUGCUGCCAAGCUGAGUUACAAACACAUUCGCCACCACUGAAGGAUCCAGAGACCGAAAUAGAAUGAGGGCCGCUGUACUUGUUGGGAGCAUUUGAGGACAAAAUGUGGCACUUUUAGAGGAGGCGUGGAAAAGAUCCAGCCUGCAGAGCGUGUUCAGACGUGUUUACAGUGAAAAAGAACUGAAAUUCUCUGCUUGCCAAGCAACAAAAGACAUCAUCUCAUCUCACCCGAAUCUACUGGUGUUGAUGACCAAUCAUCGACUGCAUCGCUGUCACCAAAAACUUUCUUGCAAGUAAUCUUUGGAUCGUCUUUUUCUAAUUAUUUAUGAUACGUGAAUUACAAAGACUAGAGUAACUUAAUAAUGACUUUUAAAUGCUGAUCAUAUUCGCCGUAACCUUCAUGUUGAAGCUAUAGAAUAUUUGAGAGGGGAAAGGUUUUUUUUCAUGAAUGUUAUGUGCUCAUGCAUGUCCUUAUUAUGUGCACUAAGAUGCAUCUAGCUGGCAUGAGUCAACAUUUCAUUAAUGACGAAAUCAAUCUUCUAUAACUGCCGUUUUGUUGUCAGAAAUACAGUGCAGAUAUGUAGUAUCUCAACUCGGUGUCACUCCUGGUUCGUUUCACAUCCUGUUCUGGUGCUUUUAGACGCAUUUCUCUCUUUUUGUCUUUUUCUUGAAGUCGAAUGAACUGUUUAAAAAGAAACGCUGAUACCUGCGAUAAAUUCACAUUAAUAAUUCAAGGAUGUAAAAUCUGUUAUGUCCAUAAAUGCUUUUAUUUCACAACCACUAUUGUAGAACUGCUACUAUCCACAGUGUCAAAUUAACUGGCAUGUCAAGUUGUAUAAAAGUUUAUAUCCAGUUUGCAAAAAAUAAUAUUUGCUGUUUUAUUAAACAAUGUAAGAAAUAAAUUAUUUCAUAUAUUAGGCUGA